Messenger RNA from Miscanthus lutarioriparius, 1389 nucleotides. The record is from the annotation of a GenBank genome assembly. Lineage: Eukaryota; Viridiplantae; Streptophyta; Magnoliopsida; Poales; Poaceae.
AUGGCGUCCAAGAAGCAGGCGGGGCCGGGAGGCGCGGUUCCCGCUCAGGAACAGAAGAACGGCGGCGAUGCGGCCAGACUCGUCAGGAAGCCAAUGGCUACAUUUCCACAGCAAGCGGCGGCAAGAGGCCGUAGGGCACUUGCCGACGUUGGCAAUCUUAUGAAUGGCCGGCCUUCUCUUGUGAACCGCCAGAAGCAAGCAGCUGCAGCAACAGAAAACGGUCGUAAAGCAGUUGACGUUGGCAGCAAGAAGCCACUGAUUCCUCAGGCAGCAGCAAGAAACCGGCGACCGCUUGCCGACGUUAGGAAUCUUAUUAUCAAUGACCGUGCUGCUCCUGCAAAUCGUCAGAAGCCACUCACUGCUGUGAACAGGAAUGGGAAAGCAGUAAUGCUGAAGGAAUGCAAGGUGAAGCCUGAAGUCAUUGUGAUCAGUCCAGAUACCGAGAAGGAGAAGAAAGCCAAAACCUCAGGGGGUCCGAGAUUCUGUAGGAGGGUACCAACACUUUUUGAUAAUUUGAGAAAAUGCAGCAGGGCUUCUGAUGGGGUUGUCAGCAGCCCGAAGAAGACAGAUCCAUAUGACAUUGAUACGCCUGAUUCUUGCAAUGAGCUGGCAGUGGUUGAAUAUGUUGAGGACAUCUACAAAUUCUACAAGAGCACUGAGGGCACCUGCCUGCCCCUCAGCAGCUACAUGAGCUCGCAGGCUGAAAUCAGCGAGAGAAUGAGAGCUAUCCUUAUUGACUGGAUUAUCGAGGUACAGUACAGGCUUAUUCUAAUGCCAGAGACACUUUACUUGACCGUCUACAUCAUCGAUCAGUACUUAUCCAUGGAGAGUGUUCCAAGAAAGGAGCUACAGCUCGUCGGCAUAAGUGCCAUGCUGAUAGCAAGCAAGUAUGAAGAGAUAUGGGCUCCACUGGUCAAGGAUUUGCUGUGCCUUUGUGACAAUGCCUUUACCAGAGACCAGGUUCUGACCAAGGAAAAAGCCAUCCUGGACAGGCUCCAUUGGAACUUGACGGUUCCAACAAUGUACAUGUUCAUUGUUCGGUAUCUGAAAGCCGCAAUGGGCGACGAAAAGCUUGAGAACAUGGCAUUCUUCUACUCUGAGCUGGCAUUGGUCCAGUACACGAUGCUGAUUUACCCUCCAUCAGAGACCGCAGCUGCUUGCGUCUAUGCUGCCAGGUGUACCCUUGGAAUGAAUCCACGGUGGACUGAUAUUCUGGAGCAUCACACUGGCUUAACUGAGCCACAGUUACUGGAUUGCGCUAGGCGGCUGAUCAGAUUCCAUGCCCUGGCUCCGGAAAGCAAGCAGAAGGCGGUGUACAAGAAGUACUCCAGCCCCAAGCUCGGGGCCGUCGCGCUUCAAUCCCCUGACAAGAAGCUGUUGCCAGUUUGA